CGUCCUUCUCCCCUCCCUCACCUCUCCCUCGUCGUCGCCAUGUCUGCCAACGGUUCGGCCAACGGUAACGUCCACUCCGCGCUCCAGCCCGGCCACUUCCUCUUCACCUCCGAGUCCGUCGGCGAGGGUCACCCCGAUAAGAUUUGCGACCAGGUCUCCGAUGCCAUCCUCGACGCCUGCCUCGCGCAGGACCCCUUCUCCAAGGUCGCCUGCGAGACCGCGGCGAAGACCGGCAUGAUCAUGGUGUUCGGCGAGAUCACCACCAAGGGCCAGAUCGACUACCAGAGCGUCAUCCGCGAGACCAUCAAGAAGAUUGGCUACGACGACUCGUCCAAGGGCUUCGACUACAAGACCUGCAACAUCCUCGUCGCGAUCGAGCAGCAGUCGCCCGAUAUCGCGCAGGGUCUCGACCACGGCUCCCUCGAGAGCAUCGGUGCCGGUGACCAGGGUAUCAUGUUCGGCUACGCGACCGACGAGACCCCGGAGUACAUGCCCCUCACCAUCGUGCUCGCGCACAAGCUGAACUCUGCGAUGGCUGCGGCCCGUCGCUCCGGUGAGCUCGGCUGGCUCCGCCCCGACUCGAAGACCCAGGUCACGGUCGAGUACAAGAAGGACGGCGGCGCUACCAUCCCCCUCCGCGUCGACACCAUCGUCGUCUCCACCCAGCACGCUGAGGAGAUCUCCACUGAGAACCUCCGCAAGGAGAUCCUCGAGAAGAUCAUCAAGAAGGUCAUCCCCGCGAACCUUCUCGACGACCGCACCGUCUACCACAUCCAGCCCUCGGGCCGCUUCGUCAUCGGUGGCCCCCAGGGUGAUGCCGGUCUGACUGGCCGCAAGAUCAUCGUCGACACCUACGGUGGUUGGGGUGCGCACGGUGGCGGUGCAUUCUCCGGCAAGGACUGGUCGAAGGUCGACCGUUCCGCUGCGUACACCGCGCGCUGGAUCGCCAAGUCCAUCGUUGCUGGCGGCCUCGCUCGUCGCGCACUUGUCCAGCUCUCGUACGCCAUUGGUGUCGCUGAGCCUCUGUCGAUCUACGUCGACACCUACGGCACGGGCAAGAAGUCGGACGAGGACCUCGUCGAGAUCAUCCGCCAGAACUUCGACCUCCGCCCUGGUAUCAUUGUCCAGGCCCUUGGUCUCCAAAAGCCGCAGUACCUCAGCACGGCAUCAUACGGUCACUUCGGCAACUCCGAGUACUCCUGGGAGCAGCCCAAGAAGCUCCAGCUCUAAGCUCGGACUUCCCCCGUUCUCUUCCUGUCGUCUUAGGGCUUCAUCGUCGCUCCCACCAUCAUUCACCCCGUCGCUGUAUUGCUAGAGCAUCACAUCCCUCGCACAUUGCAUCGGAAGUUCAUCCUUCCGCUAUUUAUCACCACACUACGAUGUUUAUUAUUAUACCUCCCACACCUGCGCACGCCCUCUUCCUCCCGACACCCCCCAGCCGGCUGCCCCACCGGCUAUCCGCAUCCAACUGCACCCUCGUCGCCCCCUUGCUUCAACCCGCGCGGCCUGCUAUGACUCACGACCCUUCACGAACCCAUCUAUCAUCGCGUUCAUGGUCUCCUCAAUGCUCUCUACCACACGCUUUAUCCCUCGGCCCUGCGCAGGCCAUCACUCCCGA
This is a messenger RNA of Trametes versicolor FP-101664 SS1, 1618 nucleotides long. Its product is annotated as methionine adenosyltransferase. Gene Ontology annotation, molecular function: ATP binding; methionine adenosyltransferase activity. Lineage: Eukaryota; Fungi; Basidiomycota; Agaricomycetes; Polyporales; Polyporaceae. Bases 40 to 1230 code for a protein of 396 amino acids. The record is from RefSeq and is a predicted model, not a curated record. Gene Ontology annotation, cellular component: cytosol. The transcript is spliced from 4 exons. Gene Ontology annotation, biological process: S-adenosylmethionine biosynthetic process.